This is a messenger RNA of Vicia villosa (hairy vetch), 2045 nucleotides long. Its product is annotated as calcium-dependent lipid-binding protein-like. Gene Ontology annotation, molecular function: lipid binding. Gene Ontology annotation, cellular component: endoplasmic reticulum. Lineage: Eukaryota; Viridiplantae; Streptophyta; Magnoliopsida; Fabales; Fabaceae. The transcript is spliced from 12 exons. The coding region runs from base 270 to 1862 and encodes 530 amino acids. The record is from RefSeq and is a predicted model, not a curated record.
UGAAAAUGCCGAAAAAAACCCAACGGUGAAGGUGAUUAUUGAUGUUGAUCGAUUUUCAUUCCAAUCUUGCGUCGGAAGAAACAAAACAACCUUCAAUUCAAUCAACGUUACACUCACCACAUUACAGUUACGAAGCACAUUCACUCAGAGAGAGAGAGAGAGAAAAAUAAUCACAUUACUCUUUUUUUUUACGUUUCAGUUGCAUUGCAUUGCACCUUUGCGAUCAUUUCUUAUACACCAUUGUGUAAUUGUGUUUGGAAUCUGUGAAAAUGGGGUUGUUUUUUGGGAUAUUUUUGGGGAUAAUAUUCGGUGUGGCAUUGAUGGCUGGAUUGGAACGAAUGAUGAGGUACAGAAGCGCUAAGAGGAUUGCAAAGGCAGUGGACAUUAAACUCCUUGGAUCCCUUAAUAGAGAGGACUUAAAGAAAAUUUGUAGUGAAAAUUUACCUGAAUGGAUAUCUUUCCCUGUAUAUGAGCAGGUGAAAUGGCUAAACAAGCUGCUGUCCAAAUUGUGGCCAUUUGUAGCAGAUGCAGCAACUAUGGUGAUAAGAGAAUCUGUUGAACCGCUAUUAGAAGAGUAUAGACCUCCUGGAAUUACUUCAUUGAAGUUCAGUAAGCUGUCCCUUGGAAAUGUCGCUCCAAAAAUUGAAGGUAUUCGUGUUCAGAAUCUUAAAAAAGGUCAAAUCAUAAUGGACAUAGAUUUCCGUUGGGGUGGUGAUCCCAAUAUUGUUUUGGCUGUUGAAGCUGCACUUGUCGCAUCAAUUCCUAUUCAGUUGAAGGAUCUCCAGAUGUUCAGCAUUAUCCGUGUUAUAUUCCAACUCGCUGAAGAGAUCCCCUGCAUUUCCGCUGUUGUUGUUGCCCUACUUGCUGAGCCGAAGCCUCGGAUUGAUUACACUCUGAAGGCAGUUGGUGGAAGUUUGACGGCACUUCCUGGAAUUUCAGAUAUGAUUGAUGAUACUGUGAACUCAAUUGUUACUGAUAUGCUCCAAUGGCCUCAUAGGAUUGUUGUUCCACUUGGUGGUAUUCCUGUGGAUACUAGUGAACUGGAGCUUAAACCCCAGGGAAUGCUUAGAGUGAAAGUAAUAAAAGCAAAUGAUCUAAAAAACAAGGAAAUGAUUGGAAAGUCUGAUCCUUACACAGUUGUGUAUAUUCGACCACUGUUUAAAGUUAAAACGAAGGUUAUUGAUAACAACUUGAAUCCGAUUUGGAAUGAGGAAUUUGACUUAAUUGCAGAAGACAAGGAGACCCAGUCACUCACUCUCGAGGUUUUUGAUAAAGACAUUGGACAAGAUAAACGAUUGGGAAUAGCAAAAUUGCCACUUAUCGACCUGGAAGUAGAAACUGAAAAGGAGGUUGAAUUGAGGCUUUUGUCAUCUCUUGAUACGCUGAAAGUGAAAGAUAAGAAGGAUCGAGGUACCUUGAGAAUAAAGUAUUUCUAUCACGAGUUUAACAAGGAAGAACAGCUGGCUGCACUAGAAGCAGAGAAAAUGACACUAGAACAAAGGAAGAAACUGAAAGAGGAAGGAGUCAUAGGAAGUACAAUGGACGCGCUAGACGGAGUAGCAUCAGUAGCCGGGUCUGGUGUUGGACUUGUUGGUUCUGGAGUAGCAACAGUAGCCGGAACUGGUGUUGGACUUGUUGGUUCUGGUGUUACUGCGGGUGCUGGACUCGUUGGUUCUGGUGUUACUGCCGGUGCUGGAAUUGUUGGCAGCGGGUUUGGUGCUGUCGGUAGUGGACUUGGUGCUGUUGGCAGUGGACUGAGCAGGGCAGGAAAGUUCAUGGGCAGGACAAUCACAGGGCAAACUGUAUCCAGAAGGAGUGGUUCAUCUAUUCCUACAGAGGAGAGUGGUGGUGUAACGAAAUAACCUGAGUUUAUUAGUUUAUGAGAUUUUACAGUAGCUAGGUUGGUUUCUUUUGUUGCUUGUUCACAUGAAUCAUAAUGAUUUUCUUUCUUUGGAAAUAGAUUGACCACUGAGUAUCAGGAAUUUCUAUGUAGUUUUAGUUUUACACCAUCUUUUAUCUGUAUAAAAUUGUUAACCUGGAUGUGU